Messenger RNA from Candidula unifasciata, 2844 nucleotides. The record is from the annotation of a GenBank genome assembly. NCBI's taxonomy places the organism in Eukaryota, Metazoa, Mollusca, Gastropoda, Stylommatophora, Geomitridae.
AUGUCAUCUUCAGCCAAGGAUGAUGAUGGGGGUUCUGAAUGGCUGGUGAGCCUCCUCAGUGAGAUCCAGCUGGGUCAGUUUUACUCCAAGCUGCGGGAUGACCUUCAGGUUACAAGACUGGUCCACUUCGACUAUGUGAAGACUGAAGACUUGGAAAAGAUUGGCAUGGGAAAGCCGGCCAUUCGGCGUCUGAUGGAUGCUGUGAAGAAACAUAAAUCGCUCCACAAAAAAGGCAUUUUAGACAAAAUCCUACCUGGCACAAAGACAGGGAGUGAGAAGAGCAUACCCCAGCAUAAUCAGUCUAGCCCCCGUCAUAUAGAGAAUGGAGAUAUGAAUUUGACUUGCCUGAUUGACAAGAAGAAUGUGUAUGUGUUUGACAAACUUGGCACUGGCUCUUUUGGUAUUGUUCGACGUGGUGAAUGGGUGACCCCUUCAGGGAAGAAGAAAACUGUGGCGGUGAAAAUUUUGCGAAGGGAUGCUCUCUCCCAGCCUGGAGCUUUUGAAGAUUUUGUAGAGGAAGUUAAUGCUAUGCACACCCUGAAGCAUCCAAAUCUAAUUCAUCUGUAUGGAAUCGUCCUGUCUACACCACUAAUGAUGAUAGCCAUUGGCAUGAGCUUCUUGGAGUCCAAGAGGUUCAUCCACCGGGAUUUGGCUUGUAGGAAUGUCCUUCUGAAAACUGACGAGCUGAUUAAAAUCGGGGACUUUGGUCUCAUGAGAGCCUUGCCCAGUCAGACAGAUCACUACGUCAUGUCGGAGCAGAAGAAGGUCCCUUUUGCUUGGUGUGCCCCAGAAAGUUUGAAGUCCAGGCAGUUCUCUCAUGCCAGUGAUGCCUGGAUGUUUGGUGUGACACUGUGGGAGAUGUUUACUUAUGGUCAAGAACCUUGGCUUGGUUAUAAUGGUUCUCAGAUCCUUCAUAAAAUUGAUGUUGAAAACGAACGCCUGCCUCAGCCUCCAAGUUGCCCCAGUGACUUCUAUCAGCUGAUGGUCCAGUGUUGGUCUCACAAGCCUCAGGAUAGACCUUCUUUCUUAGCUCUGAAGGACCUUCUGUCAGAACUGAUACCAGAGAAUGUGAAGGCAACACAAGCUUUUAAUGAGGAAGGGCGGCUGAAGGUUGAGGAAGGGGACCUAAUUACGGUUAUAGAAGGGAAACCUGACUGCUUCUGGUGGACUGGGCAGAACAGACGAACAGCAGACAUCGGAACAUUUCCCCGUGUCUUGGUUGAAGUGCAGAGGAAGCUGGGAACUGCUGAUAUCAGUGUCCCGUUGAAAAACAGCUUCAUCCACACAGGACAUGGGGACAUUCGAGGCAACAACUGGGGAGAUCCUGGGGAGAUUGAUGAUGUGUACCUGAGAAACCCUAUGGAUCCACACGACUUGCAUGAGGAAGAUGUCAGCAUUGCCAGUCAAUUUCGGACUAAAAUCCAGUUUGGUAGUUCUCAAUUCAGCUAUAACAAAUUAAAAAAUGAACCCAAUCCGAAGCAUUCAAGCUCUGAUCCUAGUCGACAGAGACAGUUACAGACACAAAACCAGAGCCAGCAGAAACAGCAGCCAUUAAAGAAGCUUCCAACGCCACACACGGGACAACCUCCCAGUCUCCCGACACAAGCCGCUCAAGGACUUUUCCCACAGAGUCCUCUAGUCAGUUCACCAGGAUCAGUCUUCAGACCUGGGAUUGAAUCUGGUAACAGGGAUGAUCAAGAUGUCGAUCCUGUUUCCAAGGGAAUUAACACCAGCUUAUCCUUGAAUAUUCUAGAAGGCGGAUGUAGCCCGCAAGUCAACUCAGGGGGUCUUCUCUAUUGCGAGCCUCCUGAUGAUGGUGAUAGAAAGUAUUCCUCACUUCAGUUCAUGACCAGGUCUUCAGAAACAUUUGACAGUCAAAGAUUUUCUUCCCUUUCCGCGGAUAUAGCUCAGAGUGUACAAACACAACCUGGAUUAGAUUCCGUGUUUAGAGAACAUUUAACUAGCGUUAUACAACCUGCUGCAGGAAAUGGCAGGUGCAAUUCUGUUAGCCUGCCGCUGAUACAUCCACCCACUUCUAGACACUCCAGUCAAUCAAGAAAUCCAUUUCACAAAUCACAGAAUGUACCCCACAGCGUAUUGAAACCCACUGCCACCCAGCUGGAUUUUGAUCGAGCAAAGACAGAAAAGGCAUUUGAUUGGCUGAAAGAUGCGCUGAAAAGUGACCUGUCCAGCCCACAGAAGUCCAUGAACAAAAGUGACAAGGGCUUUCCGUUUACAGCAGACGUGAGUGAAAACUCUCCUGAGCCAGCCACAGUAAGAUCAGACAAUAUUACAUUGUAUGAUAGCAUGCAUGAAGAGAUUAAUGACCAGUGUCGUUACACCAAUCAGAUUGGGAGCGGCUUGACAGAUUACACAAUAUUCUCACAAACAGGAUAUACAGACCCUGGCGGUAAAUUCUCCUUACCUUCAAAUCAGUAUUCAAAUCCCUUGGAGGAUAUAUAUGCUAAUACUGGUGCAGUUUUAGCCCGUUCUGGAAGCACCUACAGUCAGACAUCAGUGUCCCCUAGAGAAAACUAUAUGUGCACUUCAAAUUUUAGUGACUGCACUUGGGACGAUGAAUUUGAUGAUGACGAUUUUGAUGACACCUCUGUGAAAGGUUGUAGAAUACAAGAUUCUGAUUCCAUAGCUGCUGUACCUCCUCCUCUUCCUCCGAGAACCUACCACAGUAUUGCUAGUGCUGACCACACAAAGACUGCUCAGAAUCAGCCGUACAUCCUGCCGUUGAAGCGAGAUGGCCAACAGUUGAGGAUGUUUCAUGGGCUGGACCGUAAAUAUAUUACCCGAGUUUUGUUUUUGAAUGAGGGGAAUGAAUUUAAGGAAUGA